GGCAACUCUGAGGUAGAGGCAGACUUACAUCAGUGUGUAUAAUGAGCCUCCAUCACAUUGUUCUGGGCAUCCUUGCCCUGCAGUUGGUGCUUAGCUCCACAACCGUUGCCAAGUCCUCUGGGGUUAACCUUCGCACCUUCAUAGGCUGUGCAGUGAGAGAGUUCACCUUCCUCGCUAAGAAACCUGGCUGCAAAGGGCAGCGCAUUUCCACCGAUGCCUGCUGGGGGCGCUGUGAGACAUGGGAGAAGCCAGUCCUGGAUCGUCCUAACAUUGAAGCACACCACCGAGUGUGCACCUACAAUGAAACCAGAAUGGUCACGGUCAAGCUGCCCAACUGCUUGCCUGAUGUGGACCCCUUCUACACAUAUCCUGUCGCUUUAAGGUGUGACUGUGGGGUGUGCUCAACCACCACUACUGAAUGUGAGACUUUAUAAAAUGAGGAGCAGCACAGGCUAUUGCAUUCUUCCAUGGAGUAGACUCUUAUUAGAGACAAUACUUACUUUAUAAAGUGGGAAAGAGGACAGCCUUGUUCCGUUUGUAUUAAAAUGAUGUGUUUAAAACGUGUUUGUUAGUAUAUUAUUAAAGAUGGUUUCCUGUGUGAGUGCUCAUGGUUUCAUGUACAGUAUAAGUCAACUGCAACAGUAAAGAAAUGCAUUUAAUCUAAAAACACUUUAAAAUACAAUAAAGGUACUAUUAGCAUUCAUUGAUUAUUAUUCUGAAUAUGUUUUGUAAUACUGAUGUAACCAGAGUUUUGG
Messenger RNA from Acipenser ruthenus (sterlet), 755 nucleotides. Its product is annotated as glycoprotein hormone beta-5-like. Bases 42 to 434 code for a protein of 130 amino acids. NCBI's taxonomy places the organism in Eukaryota, Metazoa, Chordata, Actinopteri, Acipenseriformes, Acipenseridae. The record is from RefSeq and is a predicted model, not a curated record. Gene Ontology annotation, biological process: regulation of thyroid hormone receptor signaling pathway; G protein-coupled receptor signaling pathway. Gene Ontology annotation, molecular function: hormone activity. Gene Ontology annotation, cellular component: extracellular region; cytoplasm. The transcript has 3 exons.